Molecule: messenger RNA, 2257 nt
Organism: Teleopsis dalmanni
Lineage: Eukaryota; Metazoa; Arthropoda; Insecta; Diptera; Diopsidae
Exons: 6
Coding region: 820-1929 (369 amino acids)
Biological process (GO): protein polyubiquitination; ubiquitin-dependent protein catabolic process
Molecular function (GO): ubiquitin protein ligase activity; metal ion binding
Source: RefSeq, a predicted model, not a curated record
AUUGAAACGUUUUAAGUAAUUGAGUUAAACAAAAUUAGAGGUUAUAACUCUUCUCUUAAUAUCAUACAAAGUGUUAAAGAAGAAGGAUGUUUCCUUAUAUUUAAAGGUUACAAAAAAUUUAUGUGAAGAGCGCGAUACACAGCAUAAAAUAAAUAGAGUGCUUGUGAAUCUUGUGACUAGACACGUUUCUAAAUUCAUUUACGGAACUCUUGUCAGUUAGUCAGUUAGUUGUGGUGGAAGGAGGACGAGUCCCUCCCUCUAAGAAAGCCACUUUGAAUUCAAAAAAACCUCAUAAUAGUGGGUAGUAGAGAAAAGGACACACUAGAGCCAGCCAAAGGCAUUUAUAAAGGGAAGAAUCUGGUCAACUUUUCCACGAAAGGCUUUUUCCGAAAAAUCCACUAAUUCUUUUCGUAUCUUCAAAAAUCAAAACACGUAGCAAAGUGUUUGUUUGAAGAAGUCAGAUUUGAAAUCUACCAGAUCGUCUCUGGUCUUCAAAAUUGGAAAACAAGCAAAAUAAAAUUCUUAAAUACGAAAGAAAGAAGAUUUUGAAAGAUUUCAAGAUUGGAAUUAGACAAAAUUGAAGUUGCAGAAUAGUUGUUAAUUUGAGAAUCUCAUUGCAAACCAGCAAAUAAGUAGACUUCCUAUCAUACUUUGUGACGCUUUUUGGCUAACGGCGCUUCGGACUAUAAUAUUAAUAAGAUUAAUAUUAAUAUUUAAUAUUGACUUUCAUUUAAUAAAGUAAUAAAGUACAUUCUACUUCAUAGAUAUUCUUCUGGUAAUUCUUCCAAAUACUCGAAAAGCAUUUAAAAGGUUUCCAAAAUGGGUGAUAAUAACAAUGAAGAUAUCUGUAUGAUAUGUUUGGAAAUUAAAACAAAUCCAAAGACGUUGAGAUGCAAGCAUUCGUUUUGUCAUGGAUGCAUUACACAACUAACAAUGCAUUCGAGGUUCUACUUGCAUGGCCCAAAGUGUCCACUCUGUAGAUCCACAUUAGAGGAUAAGCCUCAACAAUCUGCUGCUGGAGGAUCGAACAGACACUCAGGCCUCUUAACUAACUUAAGAGAAGUAAAUGCAAGAGUAAGGAAUAGUGAAAUUUGUGUAGAACGAGCGAUCAGAGAACUACGUCGUGUCUGGUAUGACUUAAGUAGUGACAGUGAUGAAGAUGAUAUAAAUACUAAAAUGCCACGAUGUAGAUCUGUUGAUGUAACUACACAUGCAACAAGUCAUGGAAGAUCAUGCUCAACAGCACAACUUCAAAAUAUUCAACAGGAAAGAGAGAUCGAUUCGAGUAUAAACAAUGACUCCACAUCUGCUAAUCAGCUUGAAGAUCUGAAUAAUUUGGUUGAAAAUGUGCAUAUAGGUGAUGAUGCUAUAAAAACCACUGGAAAUGUUACUGAAACCUCAGAUGAGCUGCUUAAACAGAUUGUCCAAGGUAUAACAGCACAAGGAACCAGUCACAGGGGAUCACUUUCAACACCACAACUUAAUAAUGAUGAGCAGCAAUCAGAGAUUGGCAUGAGUUUUAAUAGUGGUAACCAUAUAAUUGAUGGCACCAUAGAUAGCACUGCUUAUACUAUCAGAGGUUCAGAUGUGGCACAUGAUUUUCAAUCAAUUGACAACGAAAAUUUUCACUUAAACAAUGAUACCUUAAAUAGUGUAGAGCCUGAAGUAGAAUUUAUUACUGAUGUUAGUGCAAAUGAGGAACUCGAUGAAGUUCAAGUUGUUAAUGCAAAUGGAGAACUCGAUGAAGUUCAAGUUGUUAAUGCAAAUGCAGUGCUCGAAGUAGAAUUUAUUACUGAUGUUAAUGCCGAUGGGGAACUCGAUGAAGUUCAAGUUGUUAAUGCAAAUGGGGAACUCGAUGAAGUUCAAGUCGUUAAUGCAUAUGAGGAACUUAAUGAAACUAGUUCAACUAACAAUGAAGAGAAGAUUUAAAAAAAUUUUACUAAGAAUUUAUUUUAAUACAAAUUUUUGAUUCUCUCUACCCCAAUUUCAAAAUUUUCAAACCAUUCAAAAACCUUUUAUUUCAAUAUGAUGAAAAUUAUAGGGUUUUACUAAUUUAAGCCCCAUAAUUCCAAUAUUACUGUACCAACUUUAUUUGGAACAAAAAUUCAAAAAAUGUAAUUCAACAAAAGUUUUUACAAAUAACUAUAUUUUUUUCACAAAGAAUUUUAUUGGACUGAAGAAUGAACGAAAGGUUAAAUAAAAUUUGAGUUCAAUGGGAUGAGAACUAAUUUAAAUUCUUAGCGUCCAAAUUAAAAAA